Messenger RNA from Dunckerocampus dactyliophorus (ringed pipefish), 5435 nucleotides. Its product is annotated as probable phospholipid-transporting ATPase IIA. Gene Ontology annotation, biological process: endocytosis; phospholipid translocation; retrograde vesicle-mediated transport, Golgi to endoplasmic reticulum. Gene Ontology annotation, molecular function: ATPase-coupled intramembrane lipid carrier activity; ATP hydrolysis activity; ATP binding. Bases 1799 to 4498 code for a protein of 899 amino acids. Gene Ontology annotation, cellular component: endosome; plasma membrane; trans-Golgi network. The transcript has 27 exons. NCBI's taxonomy places the organism in Eukaryota, Metazoa, Chordata, Actinopteri, Syngnathiformes, Syngnathidae. The record is from RefSeq and is a predicted model, not a curated record.
UAACAGGAGAGGAUUAUACCACUACUCCGCCCAGGCUUAGUGUAAGGAACCAAUAGAAGGAGGGUGUUGGCACACCAAUUCCGCCCACUCUUACUGUAUUUAAGGCCUAGGCUACCAGCACUUAUUAGUUCACUGACGAAGCUCUUCGGAUGAGGAGCGAAACGUCCGACACCUUCUUCACAGAAGUACAGAUGACGUCUCAAGAAGCCUUUCCCUCGAUGGACAACUCCUGUACGACUGAGAGCCUACACAGACGAGAUAAAAAGUCAUAAUCAUGACAUAAGAAAGACAACAUUAUGAGAUAAGAAGUUAUAAUUAUGAGAAAAAAAGCCAUAAUUACGACAUUGAAAAGUCAUAAUUAUGAGAUAAAAUGUCGUAAUUAUGAGAUGAGUCGUAAUUAUGACGUAAAAAGUUGAAAUUACAAGAUAAAAGGUCAUAAUUGUGAGAUAAAGUCAAAAUUAUCAGAUAAAAAGUGUAAUUAUGAGAUAAGAAGUCACAAUUAUAAGAUAAAAAGUUGAAAUUGAGAGAUAAAAAGCAAUAAUUGCGAUAAAGUCAUAAUUAUGAGAUAAAAUGUUGAAAUUACAUGAUAAAAAGCAAUAAUUGUAAGAUAAAGUCAGAAUUACGAGAUAAAAAGUCCAAAUUAUGAAUUGAGAUAAAGUCAUAAUUAUGAGAUAAAAUGUUGAAAUUACAAGAUAAAAAGUAAUAAUUAUGAGAGUCAUAAUUAUGAGAUAAAAAGUUGAAAUUAUGACAUAAAAAAUCAGAAUUGAGAUAAAGUCCUAAUUAUGAGAUAAAAUGUUGAAAUUACAAGAUAAAAGCAAUAAUUGUCAGAUAAAGUCAGAAUUAUGAGAUAAAAAGUCAAAAUGACGAGAUAAAACGUCGUAAUUAUGAGCUAAUGAUAAAAAGUUGAAAUUACGAGAUAAAAAGUCAAAGUUGAGAUAAAAAGUUGAAAUUACGAAAUAAAAAGUCAUAAUUGUGAGGUAAAAAGUUGUAAGUAUGAUAAAAAGUUGAAAUUACGAGAUAAAAAGUCAUUUAUGAGAUAAGAAGUCAUAAUUAUGAGAUUAAAUGUUGAAAUUAUUAUGAGGUAAGUUAUGAGGUAAAAAGUUGAAAUUGAGAGUUAAAAAGUAAUAAUUGCAAUAAAGUCAUAAUUAAUUAUGAGGUAAAAUGUUGAAAUUACAAGAUAAAAAGCAAUAAUUGUGCGAUAAAGUCAGAAUUAUGAGCUAAAAAGUCAAAAUUACGCGAUAAAAAGUCGUAAUUAUGAGAUGAAAAGUUGAAAUUACAAGAUAAAAAGUCAGAAUUGAGAUAAAGUCAUAAUUAUGAGAUAAAGUGUUGAAAUUGCAAGAUCAAAAGUAUUAAUUAUGAGAGUCAUAAUUAUGAAAUAAAAAGUCAAAAGUGCAAGAUAAAAAGUCCUAAUUAUGAGACUCUUUUUAUCUCGUAAUUAUGACUUUUUUUUAUCUCAUAAUUAAGACUUACCAUUGGGCAAUUUUUUUUCUUUCAGUGAGGGAAACGGGCUUCCACAGAAAGGACACCGGACAAGAAAGAAUUGAAACAGAAAUAAAGAGAAGAAAAAACUGUGCUGUUCAAUCAGUUCAAGUACUUCUUCAACCUGUACUUCCUGCUGCUGGCCUGCUCGCAGUUUGUGGAGGUGCUGCGCUUGGGUGACCUCUACACCUACUGGGUCCCGCUGGGUCUGGUCUUGACCAUCACCAUCAUUCGAGAGGCCGUGGAUGAAAUACGAUGCUACUUUCGAGACAAAGAGGUGAACUCGCAGAUCUACAGCAAGCUGUCAACAAGAGGCACAAUGAAGGUGAAAAGCAGCAAUAUCCAAGUGGGGGAUCUUAUCAUUGUGGAAAAGAACCAGCGCGUUCCUGCUGACAUGAUCUUUUUAAGGACCUCGGAGAGAAAUGGCUCCUGUUUCCUCCGCACUGACCAGCUGGAUGGAGAGACCGACUGGAAGCUCCGCCUCCCGGUGGCUUGCACGCAGAGGCUGCCCACUGCUGCAGACCUUUUACAGAUCCGAUCGUACGUGUACGCAGAGGAGCCGAACAUUGACAUCCAUAACUUUAUUGGAACCUUCACCAGGGAGGAUGGAGACCCUCCCAUCAACGAAAGCCUCAGCAUUGAGAACACGCUGUGGGCCAGCACGGUGGUGGCCUCGGGCACAGUGGUGGGGGUGGUGAUCUACACUGGCAAGGAGCUGCGCAGUGUCAUGAACACCUCCAACCCGAGACACAAGGUCGGCCUGUUCGACCUGGAGGUGAACUGCCUCACAAAGAUCCUGUUUGGGGCCUUGGUGGUGGUCUCUCUGGUCAUGGUGGCCCUGCAGCACUUUGCAGGACGCUGGUACCUGCAGAUCAUGCGCUUCCUGCUGCUCUUCUCCAACAUCGUGCCCAUCAGCUUGCGUGUCAACCUGGAUAUGGGCAAGAUGGUUUUCAGCUGGAUGAUCAAGAGGGACUCCAAGAUACCUGGAACCGUGGUGAGGGCCAGCACCAUACCCGAACAGCUGGGCCGCAUCUCCUACCUGUUGACUGACAAGACAGGAACUCUGACCCAAAAUGAGAUGGUGUUCCGCCGGCUCCACCUUGGCACUGUGGCGUACGGGAUGGACUCUAUGGAUGAAGUGCAGAGCCACGUGUUCAGUGCCUACACACAGCCCACCCAUGACCUCCCGGCCUCCAGAACCCCGGCGGCCACCAAGGUUCGCAAGACCAUCAGCAGUCGAGUUCACGAGGCGGUGAAGGCCAUCGCGCUGGUGCACAACGUGACGCCCACCUACGAGUCCAACGGCGUGACGGACCAGGCCGAGGCCGAGCAGCACUACGAGGACACCUGCAGGGUGUACCAGGCAUCCAGCCCCGAUGAGGUGUCACUGGUGCAGUGGACAGAGAGUGUGGGCUUGACGCUGGUGGGCCGAGACCAGUCCUCCAUGCAGCUCAGGACCCCAACAGGCCAGAUAAUGAACUUCAGCAUUCUGCAGAUUUUCCCCUUCACCUAUGAGAGCAAGAGGAUGGGCAUCAUCGUGCGAGACGAAUCGACGGGAGAGAUCACGUUCUACAUGAAGGGUGCCGACGUGGUCAUGGCCGGGAUCGUCCAGUACAACGAUUGGCUGGAAGAAGAGUGUGGCAACAUGGCCAGAGAAGGUCUGAGGGUCCUGGUGGUCUCAAAGAAGUCGCUGACUGAGGAGCAGUAUCAGGAUUUUGAGGCACGCUAUGUCCAGGCCAAGCUCAGUGUGCACGACCGCUCCCUCAAGGUUGCCACGGUGAUCGAGAGUCUGGAGAUGGAGAUGGAGCUCCUUUGUUUGACCGGCGUGGAGGACCAGCUUCAGGCCGACGUCAGGCCCACCCUGGAGAUCCUCCGCAACGCCGGCAUCAAGGUAUGGAUGCUGACAGGUGACAAACUAGAAACGGCGACAUGCACCGCCAAGAACGCCCACCUCAUCACCCGCAAUCAGGACAUCCACAUCUUCAGACCCGUGACCACGCGAGGAGAAGCCCACCUGGAGCUCAACGCCUUCCGGAGGAAACACGACUGCGCCCUGGUGAUAUCGGGGGACUCGCUGGAGGUUUGCCUCAAGUACUACGAGUACGAGUUCAUGGAGCUGGCGUGUCAGUGUCCCGCCGUGGUCUGCUGCCGCUGCGCCCCCACCCAGAAGGCCCAGAUCAUCCGGCUGCUGCAGGAGCGCACGGGCAAGCUCACCUGCGCUGUAGGGGAUGGAGGAAACGAUGUCAGCAUGAUCCAGGAAGCCGACUGUGGCGUGGGAGUGGAGGGAAAAGAAGGCAAGCAGGCCUCGCUGGCCGCAGACUUCUCCGUGACUCAGUUCAAACAUUUGGGUCGUCUGCUGAUGGUUCACGGUCGUAACAGCUACAAGAGGUCCGCAGCCCUCAGCCAGUUUGUCAUCCACAGGAGCCUCUGCAUCAGCACCAUGCAGGCCGUCUUCUCGUCUGUCUUCUACUUUGCUUCAGUGCCGCUCUACCAAGGCUUCCUCGUUAUUGGCUACUCCUCCAUCUACACCAUGUUCCCUGUCUUCUCCCUGGUGUUGGACAAGGACGUCAAGUCGGAGGUGGCCAUGUUGUAUCCAGAAUUAUACAAAGACUUGUUGAAGGGUAGACCUCUGUCCUUUAAGACAUUUCUCAUAUGGGUCUUAAUCAGUAUUUAUCAAGGUAGCAUCAUCAUGUACGGGGCGCUGCUCCUCUUCGAGUCGGAGUUUGUCCACAUCGUGGCCAUCUCCUUCACCUCGCUCAUCCUCACCGAACUGCUGAUGGUGGCGCUGACCAUCCAGACGUGGCACUGGCUCAUGAUGGUGGCCGAGCUGCUCAGCUUGGCCUGCUACGUCGCCUCGCUCGUCUUCCUGCACGACUUCAUCGACGUGUACUUCAUCACCACGCCGUCGUUCCUGUGGAAGGUGACGUCCAUCACGCUGGUCAGCUGCCUGCCGCUCUACAUCCUCAAGUACCUGCGCAGACGCUUCUCCCCGCCCAGCUACUCCAAGCUCACCUCCUAGGGGGUGCUGUCGUGGACACCAGGAAGGAAGUAGAACCACCUCAACCCAACAAACAACACAGCUUGCUCAUUUAUUUAUACACAUUAAAAAAAAAAAAAGAAUCCCGCAGUGCUAAUGCUAACCUUUUAGCAGCAUCACUGACUUUUACUGCCCCCACCCCUCUCUAAAAGGAGCCUCCACAAUGAUACACCUAAAAGUCACUUGUAAAAAAGCUGGCUUAUGCGUCAGGCAGGCAGCGGGCGUCUGAGGCUAAAUGGGUCCUCUCCCCCACAGGACCCCUCUGAUGUGGUCGUGACCUCAAGCCAUAAAAAUAAACACCAAAAAAAGCAAACGAAGGGAUGAAUAUGUUGAACAGAAUGUGAAUAUUGUCCAUAUGAUUAUGCUAAUAUCUUCUUCUAGUCUCUGUGUGCUCAUUAAGGUGAUGAUGAUUAUUCAUGAUUUAUUUAUUCAUGACGUUGCCAUGGAUGUGAAAAGAAGCAUGAUUUUGAGGUACUUGUAAAUAAUAUUGUUUUUAACGUAUUAACGUGUUUUUUAACAAAGUGCUGUCGGUCGGAAAGCAGAACAAAAAAGGGACCUUGUUUGGAUGUUGAUGAAUAUGAAUAAUAAAUGUCACCGUUUGUUAUCCUGUGUUUUUGCCUCCCUUGUGUUGCUCUGUAUGGUUCCAAUUCUGCCUUACACAAAAACAAAAACUAUUAUUGUUAUGAAUAAAUGCUGGGAAAAUACUCUAGCCCAAAUAUUAUUAUUUGAAUGAGGAUGUUUUUUUUUUUUUACAGUUUUCUCUUAGUAUUUUAUCUUGUAAAAUUAGUAUAUUUUUCCUGUUUUUUUAGUUCUUUAAUAUUUCAGCUCCAUGCUACUAAAAUAUUAUUUUUCAUCAUAUUACAAGUUUAUUUUGUAAAAAUGCAACAUUUUUUUCUCAUUAAAAUAUUUCUUCUCUCAA